AGAUGUGUUAAGCGGUAUAAUAGGCAAUGAGACCGCGACCACAUAACCCUACUCUGAUGCCUUUUUCAUCUGCUUCACCAUUCUAUUCAUAAAUAAACAACAGAUUACACUCUCACUCUGCAAUCGCGUUCACUUUCUCGCCCUCAAUUUCAAUUCCAUAUCCCCGUAUUCGCCCAAACCCACCCACAACACAAACGAUGGAUAGGUAUCAGAGGGUGGAGAAACCCAAGGCAGAUAGCCCUAUCAACGAAAAUGAGAUCCGCAUUACUACUCAAGGAAGGAUGAGAAACUAUAUCACUUAUGCUACCACUCUUUUUCAAGAAAAAGGAUCUGAUGAAAUUGUUGUCAAAGCAAUGGGACGUGCAAUAAAUAAGACUGUAAUGAUUACUGAGCUAAUAAAGAGAAGGAUUGUUGGUCUGCAUCAGAACACUCAAAUUGGAUCAACUGAUAUAACUGACACAUGGGAACCACUAGAAGAAGGCCUUCUUCCUUUGGAGACUACUCGUCAUGUUUCAAUGAUCACAAUUACGCUGUCAAAGAAAGAGCUGGAUACAUCCUCCACAGGAUAUCAACCUCCUCUUCCAGCUGAUCAAGUAAAACCUUUGAAUGAAUAUGAAGACGAAGGAGAAGGCUCACCAAGGAUGCGAGGAAGGGGAAGGGGUCGUGGAAGGGGCAGGGGUAGAGGUAGAGGAAUGUAUAAUGGGGGUAUGGAAUAUGGUGAUGGUUGGGAUGGUGGACGUGGCUAUGGUGGCAGAGGGCGCGGCCGUGCAUGGGGUCAUGCUUUUCGUGGACGGGGACGAGGCUAUGGUGCCCAGCCAGUUGGGCAGUAUGACUAUGGUGAAUAUGAUGCACCACCUGCACCUCGUGGUCGAGGUCGUGGAAGGGGAAGGGGCCGUGGGCGUGGUCGUGAUGCGGGCCGUGGUGCAGCUGUCUGAUCAUCUGGGUGUUGGUUGUCAUGUAUAUGUUCAGUUAGAAGAGGGUUGCCUCUCUGCUUAGUUAUUUGUUAGAUUCGCUUUUAAUUUGGUAUUAUUAUUUGAAGCGUUCAGUGUCGCAGUCAUGUUCCUGCAGUUUUGCUUUUGUAGUUCUUUUUCUUGUAAAACAUCUAUCUAUACUUUUAAGUUAGGCAGGUUGAGUUAGGUAUAUUUACUUUGUUUAGAAUUAAAAAAAAAAAAAAGGAGUCGAAAUUGUCACAUUUUUCAUAUAGAAAUUAUUGCAGCAAGAUUUUCUAAGUGUUCCUAUGUAGUUGAUGUUUCAUUUC
Messenger RNA from Medicago truncatula (barrel medic), 1258 nucleotides. RefSeq names its product ribonuclease P protein subunit p25-like protein. The record is from RefSeq and is a predicted model, not a curated record. Gene Ontology annotation, molecular function: RNA binding. The transcript is spliced from 9 exons. NCBI's taxonomy places the organism in Eukaryota, Viridiplantae, Streptophyta, Magnoliopsida, Fabales, Fabaceae. Bases 198 to 935 code for a protein of 245 amino acids.